GGGCGGAGUUACAGUCCGCUGACAUUUCUAGUUGUUGGUAAAAAUGACUGUGAAAGCCUGCGGCAGGUAAAAUACCCAGCGUCUUUUUUUCAUCAUGACAGCUGUUUAGAAAAAAUACUCCGGAGCACAAACUGUUACAAUAACGAACCAAGUAAAAACUUUCAACGUGGUGUACAGGUCAUCCACCGUGAGCCAUGGAUACCACCACCUCCCUGAAGAUGGCGUCUCUGGCUGUCCAGAGUCUGUUCAACUAUGUGGAGGAGGAGGACCUGCCUGCCAUUAUAGCACACUUGGAGAAGUUCAGGGAUGUGGACAGCAGAAGUGAUAAUGGACAAACCCCCCUGAUGGUCGCAGCAGAGCUGGGCAACCUGGAAAUAGUGCAAGAGUUCAUUAGGAGAGGAGCCAACGUUGAUCUGGACGAUGUUGACUGUUGGACUGCACUGAUCUCAGCAGCUAAGGAGGGACACAUCGAGGUGGUGAGGGAGCUGCUGGAGAACCAUGCCAACUUGGAACACAGAGACUUGGGAGGAUGGACUGCUCUCAUGUGGGCAGCUUACAAGGGCCGGACAGAUGUGGCCGAGCUUCUUUUAGAAAAAGGGGCCAACCCCAACAUUACUGGACAGUACAGUGUCUACCCCAUCAUCUGGGCGGCAGGUCGUGGUCACGCAGAGAUCGUGCAUCUUCUGCUGCAACAUGGAGCCAAGGUUAACUGCUCAGACAAGUAUGGUACCACUCCUUUGAUCUGGGCUGCCAGGAAGGGUCACUAUGACUGUGUGAUGCACCUUUUGGCCAAUGGUGCCGAUGUGGAUCAGGAAGGAGCUAACUCAAUGACGGCUCUGAUCGUGGCAGUGAGAGGCGGUUACACCGAGGUGGUGAAGGAGCUGCUGAAGAGGAACCCCAACGUCAACAUGACAGACAAGGAUGGGAACACAGCUCUAGCUAUUGCUGCCAAGGAGGGGCACACAGAAAUCGUGCAGGAUUUACUCGAUGCAGGAACCUACGUUAAUAUUCCAGAUAGGAAUGGAGAGACGAUGCUGAUUGGAGCUGUGAGAGGAGGUCAUGUGGAGAUAGUGCGAGCUUUGCUGAACAAAUAUGCUGAUGUAGACGUCAGGGGCCAGGAUGGAAAGACUGCCCUCUACUGGGCAGUGGAGAAAGGCAACGCCAUCAUGGUGAGGGACAUCCUGCAGUGCAACCCCGAUACAGAGAGCUGCACAAAGGAAGGAGAAACGCCGCUUAUCAAAGCUACCAAAAUGAGGAACAUAGAAAUAGUGGAACUGCUGCUUGAUAAAGGAGCCAAAGUGUCUGCAGUGGACCGGAAAGGGGACACACCCCUCCACAUUGCCAUCCGUGGACGCAGCAGAAAACUGGCUGAACUGCUGCUUAGGAACCCCAAAGAUGGGCGCCUGCUGUACCGCCCCAACAAAGCAGGAGAGACCCCUUACAACAUUGACUGUACCCACCAGAAAAGCAUCCUGACACAGAUAUUCGGAGCAAAACACCUCUCUCCCACUGAGUCCGAUGGAGACAUGCUGGGUUAUGACCUGUACAGCAGUGCUUUAGCAGACAUCCUGAGUGAGCCCACCAUGCAGCCCCCCAUCUGUGUGGGCUUGUAUGCUCAGUGGGGCAGCGGAAAAUCUUUUCUUCUUAAAAAACUGGAGGAUGAGAUGAAGACAUUUGCAGGGCAGCAGAUUGAGCCGCUGUUUCAGUUUUCCUGGCUGGUGAUCUUCCUCACUCUUCUUCUUUCCGGGAUGGUGGCGGUUGUCCUGGGUUUUACCGUUGAUCACAAGUUAGCUAUCGCCGUCUCCCUCAGCCUCCUCGCCUUGCUCUACAUCUUUUUUGUGCUGGUUUACUUUGGAAGCCGCCGGGAGCGAGAGAGCUGGAGGUGGGCGUGGCUUAUCAGCACUCGGCUGGCCCGUCAGAUCGGUUACCUGGAGCUGCUGCUUAAACUGAUGUUUGUGAACCCUCUGGAGCUUCCUGAGCAGACCACGCGUGCGCUGCCUGUGAGAUUCUUGUUCACGGAUUAUAACCGCCUGUCCAGCGUUGGAGGUGAGACCUCCUUGGCUGAGAUGAUUGCCACACUCUCCGACGCCUGCGAGAGGGAGUUCGGCUUCUUGGCCACCAGGCUCUUCAGGGUUUUUAUGAAUGAUGAGAUCAAAGGACAAAAAUGGAAGAAGACCUGCUGCAUUCCCUCUUUUGUGCUGUUUUCCUUGACAGUUUGCUGCCUGAUCACUGGAAUGGCUCUGCUGGUUAUCUUUAAGGUGGACCCUGAGAAUAUGACGGUGAACGCGGUGCUGAUCGCCAUGGCCAGCGUGGUGGGCCUGGCGCUGCUGCUCAACUCUAGAACAUGGUGGCAGGUGGCCAUCUCCGUCCUAAACUCCCAAAGGAAGCGUCUGCACAGUGCUGCCAACAACUUACACAAACUCAAAAGCGAAGGAUUUAUGAAGGUUCUCAAGCAUGAAGUGGAAAUGAUGUCCAAAAUGGCCAAAACAAUCGACGGCUUCACCCAGAACCAGACCCGGAUGGCCGUUAUCAUUGAUGGACUAGACGCCUGUGAACAGGACAAAGUACUGCAGAUGCUGGACACGGUGAGGGUUCUCUUCUCUAAGGGCCCUUUCAUCUCCAUCUUUGCCAGCGACCCUCAUAUCAUCAUAAAAGCCAUCAACCAAAACCUCAACAGUGUGCUGAGAGACUCCAACAUCAACGGACAUGACUACAUGAGAAACAUCGUCCACCUGCCGGUGUUCCUGAACAGCCGCGGAUUCAGUACAGCCAAGAAGCUCUUCAUGGCGACCGCUACCAGUGGAGAGGCUCUGCCCACUGAGGGAUCGCUGGAUGAGGAGAACCGCAAGUUGUCCCAGAACAGUCUGGCUCAGGAUCAGGGCAAGCUGGGCAGCAGGAACACUCUCAACCGAAGGGACACAUAUCGCCGCCGUCACAUGCAGAGAACCAUCACCAGACAAAUGUCCUUUGAUCUGACCAAGCUCCUGGUGACCGAGGAUUGGUUCUGUGACAUCAGUCCGCAGACGAUGAGGAGACUUCUCAACAUCGUUUCCAUCACUGGUCGAUUGUUGAGAGCCAAUCAGAUAAUCUUCCACUGGGAUCGUCUGGCAUCGUGGAUCUACCUAACAGAGGAGUGGCCCUACAGGACAUCAUGGAUCAUCCUUUUCCUGGAAGAAACAGACGCAGUAUCGGAUCAGCACACGCUUAAGAAUGUCUAUGAGAGAAUCUCCAAAAAUAUUCCCACCACCAAAGACGUGGAGCCUCUGCUUGAAAUCGAUGGAGACAUCCGAAGCUUCGAGGUCUUCCUCUCGUCCAGGACGCCUUUUCUUACCCCCAGAGAUGUGGAGAUGUUCCUGCCCUGUACUGUCAACCUGGACCCCAAACUCAGAGAGAUCAUAGCAGAUGUCCGUGCAGCUAGGGAGCAGAUGCACAUGGGCGGAGUGACGUUUCCCACGCUGCCCCUGCAGGAAGCAGCGCCCCGUCACCAGCCGGGGUACGGCCAGCCCUCCGCCGCCUGCUCCCCCACUGGCUCCUUCGCCGGGUCUCUGCCUGCUCAACCCCACAGCUCUUACUUUAGCGGGAUGACCGGGCCUCAGCACCCCUUCUACAACCGGCCUUAUUUCCCCCAUCACGUGUAUCACCUACCUCGCCAUUUUUCACACCACGCCCCUCCACCCUCGCGCCCCACCAUUAAACCACCCGGUCAAGCCCAGGACACCAGUGGACUUGAUGUUAUUGCAGAGGAUGCCAGAGAAGGCCUCCCCUGGAGCCCCUCAGACCCCAUUGUGGUGGGUCCAGCUGUCAUGCUCAGCUCUUUGAGCACGGAGGCGGUGUGUGAGCGCCUCAAACAGACGGAUGGGAUCGACCCCAACAUGUUGCCUCAAUACACAGCCACCAUCAAAAAGGCUAAUAUAAACGGUCGAGUCCUCCUUCAUUGCAACCUGGACGAGCUGAAGAAAGAGAUGGAGAUGAACUUUGGGGACUGGCAGCUCUUCAGAGGAAUGGUGAUGGAGCAGCGGUAUGCUGAAAGCCAGGCGGCAAUCCAAGACGAGUCUCGAGCUGCUAGUGAGCAAGGCAGCAGCCUGCUCCACGGGGAGCCCAGCAGACGCGCCGGGGGUCCCCAGCGUGAAACCUUCAGCCUCAACCUGAGCUUUGAGGAGCUCAGCGGCGCGGGGGUGGAGGAGCCUCCGAGGCGCAGCAACAACUCCCACUGGCCGGUGGCAAAUCACCGCACUUCAAGCAUGUCCAGCCUCAACUCCCAGGAAUCCUCCAAUGACAUCUGUAAGCUGACAGACAAGCAGCAGGCUGAGUACCGGGACGCCUACAGGGAGUACAUCGCUCAGAUGGCCCAGCUGGAGAUGUCCGGCAGCGGGGGGGAGAGGCCUGUGCAGCCCCACCCGGGGCAGUUUCUGCUGCCGGCUGGCAGCUCCGAGGACAAAGGGGUUAAGGAGGGAAGUGACCAAGACGGUCGCAAGUCCUUCAGCAAGCGGGCCUCGAAGAGCAUCGAGGCCCCCGAUGCAGACGCUCCGCUUCUGGACCCCAUCAGCGAAGAAGACGAGAAGCUCGACAACAGCUUGUACUUUAAGAGGAAAGGAGCCGGGGCGCUCUACCAUGAACUGCCCAAUGAGGAAGACUCUGGCUCAGAGGAAGCGGACAACACCACACCUCUGCUUUCUAAAGCCUGCCCUCCCCCCUCCCAUGGGGGCGCUCAGCCUGUCGGGCUGCUGCCCAAGCCGGGCUUCCUUGCAGAGAUCCUCCUGGACAAGAAGGACUCGUCGGAUUCAGGCAUGCGCUCCAGCGACAGCUCCUCUGACCCCUCCUUCGAGGAGGCGAUGGACGACUCCACCAAAGAGGGAGAAGCUCCGAAACCCAGCCUGAUCGAGCUGGAGCUGGAGGGUCUGGUGAAGAAGAGGGGCCUCCUCCCCAGCAGCCUGAGCGGCCUUCAGGAAGCUACGGUGGCCCGCAUGUCCAUCUGCUCCGACGCGCCAUCCGAAGCCAGCCUGAUGGCCAGCAGCCCGGAUGAGGGAUGGCCCGCCAACAGGGUCGCCAACCUCAACCACACCUCCAUCGACGCCGCCCUCAAUAACAACACCAACAACAGCCGUCAGCAGCAGGAGGGCGGCACAGAAUCCUCUACCGGCAUCAUCAUCAUCCCCGGCAGCAGCAGCACCGCCACCGCCGCCACCGUCCACCACAACCACAACCUGUGCUCCAUCAGUCUGGGAGAUGAGAGGGAGAGCGUCCUCUAGGACGGCCCGCAUGCGUCCAUGUCCCAAAACGUAGAUCGGUGGUGUCGUGUUAGAAAACCUGAGUCGUGCUUUGGAAAAUCCCUCCAGUCAGAACGUUUCGUGAAAGAAAACCAGAAAAAGCUUUUGUGUUUUGACAGUUUGGUGGCUCUCUCAACCGUUUCCUGGUAGAAUGUUACAGUUCUAGAGUCAAAUGUGUUUGUAGGUAGUUUAAAAAAAUAAAAGUAAGAAGCCUUGCAGUGUUACUGAAGCAUUUCACUCGUGACGUAGAUUGUGUUGUUUUUUUAUUGUAAAACCAUUUCGUCUUUGCAUGCAGCAAAUAAACAUUCAAUUCUUAAAAA
Oryzias latipes (Japanese medaka) is the source of this 5587-nucleotide messenger RNA. The record is from RefSeq and is a predicted model, not a curated record. NCBI's taxonomy places the organism in Eukaryota, Metazoa, Chordata, Actinopteri, Beloniformes, Adrianichthyidae.